UGUUCAAAUCACUCUCUUUAAAAGACUUCCCUACACUUCCUCACAUUUCCAUUCAAAAAACCCACCUCUGCCUUUUCUCCCAUCUCUACAUUCCCAGUCUGAGCCAUACCUCUCCUUAGCAGCAUUGUGCUUUUAAUUCUCUAUCAAGUAACAGCCACAAUCUGUCCCGCUACAAUACUUUUUUAUAGAGAUGUCCACUUCAAUAGCCUUGGAUAAACCUUUUGGAUAUGAACCUGUUCAAACUCAAGCAGGUUUUGCUCUGCUUCUGAGAAACACAUCCCCUUCUCAGUCUGGUGAAAGGAGAGGCAGAAGAAAGCAGGCAGAACCAGGGAGGUAUCUUGGAGUGAGGAGGCGGCCUUGGGGUAGAUAUGCUGCUGAAAUCAGAGACCCAACAACAAAAGAAAGGCACUGGCUUGGAACAUUUGAUACAGCUCAAGAAGCUGCUCUUGCUUAUGAUAGAGCUGCACUUUCCAUGAAAGGAACCCAAGCAAGAACAAACUUCAUAUACUCUGACAACACUACUUUCCAUUCCCUUCUUACUCCUUUUGGUGUCCAAUCCAUUUCACCAACUUCUCAGUUUCUUACCAGCUCGCAACCCAAACAAGCAACCAAUCACAACAGUGAACCUCAGCCUGACAUUUCCCACGGUAAAACCCCCACCCAACCAAAUAAUAAUGACCCAUCAUCAUCACCUGAUGAAAUUCCAUGCGGGUCAGUUGAUAAUAAUAGUUUCUUUUUCUCUAGUGAUAGUAACUCAGGUUACUUGGCCUGCAUAGUUCCUGAUAACUGCUUGAAGCCUCCUUGCACUCCAGCCAGCUCACUUGUUUCAAACUUCUGCUCCAUGAACCAAAACUCCCAUGAAAACCAAUCACAUUGUAAUAACUAUGCUCUUCCUCUGGACAUAACAGACUUGCCCAAGUCUAGCAACAUUGAGUUUCCGGGUUUUGAUGAACUGAAUCAGGGUUUUUGGAGUGACCAACAAUCAUGGGAAAUGAACUCCAAUGAACUCUCAGCUAUAAUCAACCCCCCAUUGAUGGUUGAAGAUGGGUGCAUGGGAGCCUUUUAUCCCUACAAUGGCAAUCCUAGCAACUACAGCAUGAUCAUUUCUCAAGCCACUUCUUCAAUAACUAGUUCUCCUUCAGUGCCUCCUUUUGGUGAUGUAGUCGACUUGGGGUAUUCACUCUUCUAAGUUCUAGCUUUCUACAGCACUCUAUCAUCUAUCAGUAGGGAAGUAUUGGUGCUGUGCUUGUUCCCACCUGCAUGCAAUUUGUUAUCAUCUAGUGUCGUUUUCAGUUUUAUUUCAACUCUCUUAUUCACUGUAACUAAACAUUUUAUUUAGUUUUUCCUCAUUUGAGGUUGAAAGAGAGUCCAGGAAUGUCCACCUUUGCCAAUUUGAAUGAAAAUGUUUUGAAAAACAGCUUUAAGCAAGGUCUUUUUUUUUAUUAUUAUUCAGGAAACAUGAUCAUUAACAUGAUGCAUUUGAUAGCGGCUUGUCAUGCAGCUCGACUUUAAGUAGAAAUCAAUUAAUAUGGACUGCAUGAUUCUGUCUUUUUGCAGCUACUUGCUCUACUUUUUCUCAACAACCCUAGCUCUUAUACAAAAUGCAAUAAAACACAUAGGUCUCCAGGAUGGAUUCAUUCACCAUUAAUGUAAUGUUCACAGCUUUUAUCUUAAUUAAUACUUUGUGAUUUUAUAUAUGGUUGACUAUCACCUGUCAGAUUAUGUUGCAUUUUUAUGUUUUCUUACAAAACUCAAACUUGGUGAGCGUAUAGUUUUUUACAGAAUCCAUUACUGCCAACAUUAUGGGAGGGAGAAAGAAAUCUGGAGCACUUAGAACCACAAAUGUCAGAAAGUGGAAAAAAGUAUUGGCUAAUUA
This is a messenger RNA of Durio zibethinus, 1876 nucleotides long. Its product is annotated as ethylene-responsive transcription factor ERF086-like. NCBI's taxonomy places the organism in Eukaryota, Viridiplantae, Streptophyta, Magnoliopsida, Malvales, Malvaceae. Gene Ontology annotation, biological process: regulation of DNA-templated transcription. Gene Ontology annotation, molecular function: DNA binding; DNA-binding transcription factor activity. The record is from RefSeq and is a predicted model, not a curated record.